Molecule: messenger RNA, 4085 nt
Organism: Anopheles gambiae (African malaria mosquito)
Lineage: Eukaryota; Metazoa; Arthropoda; Insecta; Diptera; Culicidae
Gene: Hr38
Product: probable nuclear hormone receptor HR38
Exons: 6
Coding region: 719-4057 (1112 amino acids)
Biological process (GO): regulation of transcription by RNA polymerase II; cellular response to corticotropin-releasing hormone stimulus
Cellular component (GO): nucleus; transcription regulator complex
Molecular function (GO): RNA polymerase II cis-regulatory region sequence-specific DNA binding; nuclear glucocorticoid receptor binding; zinc ion binding
Source: RefSeq, a predicted model, not a curated record
GUGGAACGACUUUUUACGACGGCUCCGUUCAGUGCGGUCUGUGCGGGUACGGGAUUAUUUGAAUUUUAUGCUCCUGCUGAUCGUUCGGUCUGGUGCUGAGCGUGCAAUUGUGGAUCGUUUUAUGAUAGUGUUUGCUUGCGUGUAGUUCAAUGCAAAGUGUGUGACAAUGUUUGCGUGCCAGUGUUCGAUGUGUUUGAAGUGCCGCUUUUCAGUUAAGAACCGUUCAGUUUAGUUGUUUUAGCCCUGUAUUAUCCCCAGCUCCCAUUUGCACAGAAAUGUGUCUUGCGUUUAGUACAAGUUCCACCGUCUGCCUGUGUCCUUUCGUUUUUAAGACCCUUAAAGUUCAGAGGUACCUAGGCUAGAAGAAUGUGAUACAUUUCGCUGGAAAAGAUUUUUAAUUGCCGUGUGUGAGUGUGUGUGUGUGUGUGUGUGAUACCGUAGCGUUCCCGAUGCGUUUGAAGUACAAACACAAACUAGUGCAGCUCGAUUGACUGUUGCAAAGUGAAAAAGUACACGAGCGUUACCUCUAAUUGAUUGGAAAUAAAUGAAGACCCGUGUGCAGGCCUUUCGCACCAUCAAGCGUUCUACCGGAAGUUGUGCGAGAAAAUAGUUCCAUUCCAAGCACCUGAAGCUUGCUUAAGGCUCCCUAUCUCCCCGUUCCUUCCCUAUAUUUAAAACCGUUCCCCUAGUUCCCGGUGCCGGUUGUAGGCGCGAGGACAUGCGAACCCGGCUGGCUUCGCUGAUCGUCGUGAAACAGGAGCCACUGUCGGCCACAUCACCGCCCCCUCCAACACCGCACGCGUCCGCCCAUCCCCUGUCCGGUGCGUCCUUUUCGUCGCCCUCCUCGUCGUCGUCGUCCUCGUCGUCCUCCUGCUCCUCGGCCAGCUCGUCCUCCAGCCCCCCGUCCAGCCUCUUCCGUUCGUCGCUCGUGGUCGCCGAUGGCUGCGACGGGCUGCAGUGCUAUGGCAGCUUCGGUCCCGCUGCCAGCGCGGUCGAACUGAAGCAUCCGGGCCAGCCGAGGGUGGCCGACGGGGUGGUGGUGGUGGUGCAGCACCAGCAGCAGCAGUCCGCACCGCACGCGGACCUGGUGGCACAGUACUUUUGCGACCGCAAUGGCCACGGUUACGGUGCGCACGCGAACGGUUCCGGCGGCGAUCUGAACAACAAUGAUCCGUCCAGCGAGCAGUUUGAGUUUUUUGACGAGAAAAAGUGUGCUCCCCAUUUGCUAUCGCGAGUGGCAACCUCACCGGUCCCAUCGGCGGUCCCAGCCGCAGAUCCAUCGUCAGUGUCGCAGCCAGCGAGUCUGACGGCCACAAGAAGUCCCCUGACGCCCGGUCGCAGCGGUUCCGGUACAGCGUCCGGCACCAGUGGCCAUCCGCACGACAACCUGCGCAAAGUAGCAGUAUCAGCAGCAGCAGCAGCAGCCGCGGACAGUAGUAACAGCUCAACGACAAGCAUGUUACUGCUGCAGCCACAGGCGUCAUCUUUUAGUUCCGUUUCUUCAUUUGAUUAUUUACUGUCACAAUCGCAGAGCCAUCAUCAGGAGCAGUCGUCCUAUCACCAUUCGCAUCUGCCACAGGAGCAGCAGCAACAGCAGCAACAGCAGCAGCAUCAUCAACAACAACAUCACCAUCACCCACAACAGCCCCAUUCGUCGCUGGGACAUUCCCAAUCGCUUCAUCACGAGCAGCAACACCACCACCAGCAACAGCACCCUCACCAGCACCAGCACCAUCAGCUCGCGUCCGGGCUAGACAAGUUCGUGGAGCUGUUCAGUGCGGCCCAGCCGCACACGCCGGCCGAAUCGAUCACCACCGAGUCGUACCUAGCGGACCAGACGCAACAUUCCAACAGCUCCAGCGACACGCUCGUCGGGCUCGAGGACAACCCGUCCACGUUCGGUGGCUCGAGCGACAGCAUCCCGUCCGCGCUGCUGAAGGCGUCCUACAAGGAGGAGCUUCCGAGCCCGUUCAGUGCAGGGCCGUCAACACGAGCGCCCACCACCGAGCCGCCCGACACGGAUCUCCUGUUCGAGUCGUCCUCCACCGAAGAGCUCGGGCUGCUGACGCUACGGUCUAGCAGCGAUCCGGUGCUGGCGAGCAGUGCCCGUCUGCCCCAAGCGAUUGUUCACGCGCAGCAGGGACAGCAAAGGCCCAACGCGCCGGCCACCGCCGGUCCGAGCGGUGUGGAGUCGGUGGCGGCAGCAGCAGCGGCCGCCUCACUGCUGCCCAGCUUCCAGGAAACGUACCCGAUCAAGUACAACCAGCUGGCCAGCUACGGGCUGAAGAUGGACGACGAUUGCUUCAAGAUGGCGACCUCCCCGCACCAUCAUCAGGCUGUGACGGCGGCCUACGCCCACCAUGGCAGUGUGUACGGGCAUGGCCAUCAGCACCAUCACCAUCAGCAUCACGGUGGAGUGGCGGUCGGUGGCGUUGGGCUCGUCGGUACCGGGCUGCACCAGGGCCAUUACGAGUUUGGAGCGCACACGGCUGGUGGAGCUAGUGGAGGCAUCACGCAGUACAACAACCCGGCAGGACCUCCAGGAAGUGGUGGAGGUGGUGGAGCUGGUGGCACUGCAACUGGAAGCUUCUAUUCCCCUUCGUACGAGCAACAUCCAGCUGGCUAUGGUGGACAGGUCAGUGCACAGGACACGUACUCGCUGCCACCGUUCCCGACGGUGGCCGAGCUGCACGUCACCACGACCUGCCAUCGCCGCUCGUCCCUCCCGAUACAGCGCUCCGAGUCGACGUCCAGCAGCGAAAGCCCCAAACCGCCCCGGAUUGCCAUCUACAACAAGUAUUCGGCGCUUCCGAGUGCCUCCAGCUCGGCAUCCAGCUCGCCAGGCUACAUGAACAACAACAAUCCGAACACGAUCAACAACAAUGAGGUGGCGGCGGCGGCGGCAGCAGCCGCAGCAGCAGCAGCAGCAACUUCCGCCGGCGGUAUCGUUGGAGCAGGUGCCCCAACUCCCGUAGUGGCGCCACCGCCGACUGCCGCUUCUACCGUAGUGGCCCGCGCAACCCCGACCUCCCAGAGCCCAUCGCAACUCUGUGCCGUGUGCGGGGAUACGGCCGCCUGCCAGCACUAUGGCGUGCGAACGUGCGAAGGCUGCAAGGGCUUCUUCAAGCGCACCGUCCAGAAGGGCUCCAAGUACGUGUGCCUCGCGGACAAAGCGUGCCCGGUGGACAAGCGGCGACGGAACCGGUGCCAGUUCUGCCGCUUCCAGAAGUGUCUCGCCGUCGGCAUGGUAAAGGAGGUCGUCCGUACCGACUCGCUGAAGGGUCGGCGCGGUCGGCUACCGUCCAAGCCGAAGUCACCGCAGGAGUCACCGCCGAGCCCGCCCGUCUCGAUGAUAACGGCGCUGGUGCGUGCGCACGUCGACACGACGCCCGAUCUCGCCAGCCUCGACUACAGCCAGUACCGGGAGCCGGGGCAGAACGAGCCGAUCAUCACCGAGGCGGAGAAGGUGCAGCAGUUCUACAACCUGCUCACCACCUCGGUCGACGUGAUCAAACACUUUGCCGACAAGCUGCCCGGGUACAACGAUCUCAGCGUCGAGGACCAGGAGCUGCUGUUCCAGUCGGCCUCGCUCGAGCUGUUCGUGCUGCGGCUAUCGUACCGGGCCCGCAGUGACGACACCAAGAUGACCUUCUGCAACGGUGUCGUCCUGCACCGCCACCAGUGCCAGCGAUCGUUCGGCGACUGGCUGAACGCGAUACUGGAGUUCAGUAAGAGCCUGCACGCGAUGCAGAUCGACAUCUCCGCGUUUGCCUGCCUGUGUGCGCUGACGCUCGUAACGGAACGCCACGGUCUCCGGGAGCCGAAAAAGGUCGAGCAGCUGCAGAUGAAGAUCAUCAGCAGCUUGCGCGAUCACGUCACGUACAACUCGGAGGCGCAGCGCAAACCGCACUACUUUAGCCGGCUGCUCGGCAAGCUGCCCGAGCUCCGGUCGCUGAGCGUCCAGGGACUGCAGCGGAUAUUCUAUCUCAAGCUGGAGGAUCUCGUACCGGCACCGCCCCUGAUCGAGAACAUGUUCUUGGCCAGUCUGCCCUUCUAAACCUCCACCCCCCCCCCCCCGUACUUAC